CUGACUCAGAUUGAGGAUUUCGAGAGACCCAAUUGGACUCUCCAUAAAUUACCAAACUUGCCACUGGGGAUUUUCGGAGAUUAAAGCCUCUCUCUCUCUUUUUCUUUAAAGACUGUUUCUUUUAGGAACACAAAAACCCCUAAAACUCUUCCUCUGCAAAUAAAGGCCUCAGCUUUAAUCUCAAACCCUAAUUCCGAUCGAUUUUCCGGCGGGAAUGGACCCUCUGGCCGGACCGGUGCCGGAGCAUAUGCGGUGCACGAGGACGGACGGCCGGCAAUGGCGGUGCAAGAGGAGAGUGAUGGAGAACAUGAAGCUCUGCGAGAUUCACUACCUGCAGGGACGGCACCGGCAGUACAGGGAGAAGGUGCCGGAGGAGCUGAAGAUUCAGAGGAAGACGCAGACGGCGCCGUGCGAGGAUCGAGACGGCGGCGGAGAAGGCGGAGGAAUUAGGGCAAAGAAAGUGGACGAUUUGGUGACGCUGCUGAAGAGGAAGAGGGCGGCGGAGGAGGCGGCGCCGGUGAAGAUAAAGAAGGCGAAGGUGAAGAAGAAGAAGAAGAAGAAGAAGAAGAGGAGAGGGGGGGAGAAGAAGUGUGAGUUGAAUUUGGAGCUGAUAAGGAUGGUGCUGAAGAGAGAGGUGGAGAAGAGGAACACGCCGCAGAAGAAGAAGAAGAAGAUGAGGGUUUUGGUGGAGGAGGAGGGGAGUGAGGGUGAGGAGGGCCUUGAUCUGACCAGAGACUUGCCUAAUGGAAGAAUGGCCAUUUCGUCUUCUUCGUCGCAGUCUUUGGGGGGCAAUGUAGGUUCCAAUUCGGGCUCUGAUGUUAGGGUUGGGGCCGAAUUAGGGCCCCCCGUGCCCACUACUACCCGGCGGUGCUUUCGGUCCAAGAACAUCGAGCCAAUGCCUGUUGGCACAGUGCAGGUUUUGCCAUAUGGUGAUGAGAAUGAGGGGAGAUUGAGGAAGGGUAAGAGGAAGAGGUGCCAUUGGUGUCAGAGAAGUGGAAGUAGUGCUUCUUCCAGCUUGAUUAAGUGUUCGAGUUGUAAGAAGCACUUGUUUUGCUUGAGCUGCAUCAAAGAAAGGUAUUUUGAUACUCAAGAAGAAGUCAAAAUGGCAUGUCCAGUUUGUCGAGGAACUUGCCCCUGUAAGGAAUGCUCUGAAAAUCAACCGAAAGAUGCUGAAAGUAAGGAUUAUGUGGGGGUUAAAAAUAAAGUUGAAAUUAUAUUACACUUUCACUACCUCGUCUGUAUGCUUCUCCCUGUGCUGAAACAAAUCAACCAAGAUCAGAAAUUUGAGCUGGAAGCAGAGGCAAAAAUGAGAGGGAAAAAGCUCUCCGAAGUUUAUAUCAAGCAGGCUGAAUUUAGCUGCAGUGAGCAAAACAGCUGCAAUAAAUGCAAAGCUCCCAUUGUGGAUCUUCACAGAAGCUGCCAAAAUUGUUCCUAUAACCUUUGUUUGAGCUGUUGUCGAGAUCAUUUUCAGGGGACUUUACGGGGAGGUAUAAAUACAUUUCUCUCAAAGUGCUCUAAUAUAAAUGAUACUUGGGUCUCUGGUAAGGGGAAAGUUCAGAAAAGGCCAAUAACUACCCAUAAGCAAAAUGUCCGGUACCUGUCGUCAUUUGCAUCAACUAACUGGAAUGCUUGUAAUGCUGUUGACGGUAUAUCUUGCCCGCCCAAGGAGUUUGGUGGUUGUGGUGACAGCUUCCUUGAUUUGAGAUGUUUUUUCCCUUUAAGUUGGAUCAAAGAGCUAGAAGUAAGUGCAGAAGAAAUAGUUUGCAGCUAUGAGUUUCCAGAAACUUCAGACAUGUCAUUGAGCUGCCCUCUAUGUUUGGACACGGACCAGAAUGUCGAUGGACUUCAACAGUUGCAAGAAGCUGCUUUGAGAGAAAAUUCAAAUGAUAACUAUCUAUUCUACCCCACACUUUCAGACGUACAUGGUGAUAAUGUUGAACAUUUUCAGAAGCACUGGAGUAAAGGUCAUCCUGUUAUAGUCCGAGAUGUCCUUCGGAGUACGUCAGAUUUGAGUUGGGAUCCAGUAUUCAUGUUCUGCACUUAUCUUGAGAGGAGCAUUGCUAGAUAUGAAAAUAACAAGAAUCCACAGGAAGCUAUCCACUGCUUGGAUUGGUGUGAGGUGGAAAUGGGGAUCAGGCAGUAUUUUAUGGGUUCAUUGAACGGGCGAACACAAAAAGACAUGUGGAGUGAGACCCUGAAAUUGAAGGGUUGGCUUUCUUCACAAUUAUUUCAAGAACAGUUUCCAGCUCAUUAUGCUGAAAUCAUCCAAGCUCUACCACUUCAAGAGUACAUGAAUCCCUCGUCUGGUCUUUUAAAUGUUGCUGCAAGGAUGCCACAGGAAAUCCCAAAACCUGAUCUAGGUCCAUGUGUUUAUAUUUCGUAUGGGUGCAGUGAGCAGUUUGUACAGGCUGAUUCAGUGAUAAAGUUGUGUUAUGACUCAUAUGAUGUGGUUAACAUUUUGGCACAUACAUCAGAUGCCCCUAUUUCUGAUGAACAAGUUUCUAAGAUAAGAAAGUUACUGAAAAGGCACAAUCAAAAUCAGAGGGAGUCUUCUAGGAAUACUUCUGAACAAACUAGAGCAAAAAAAGUGAAUGGAAAUUCAGCAUUGCAUAGUCAAAACAAGGAACAAGUGAGGUCACAUAAUGUGAUUGGAGAAGAGAUGCAUUUACGGAAAAGAAUUGCAAGAGAAUCUUGCUUCUCUGCUGCAACGCGUGAAGAAUGCACUAGGAAUCUCAAAGAGAGUAAUAUGUCACUUGAUGGGGAAUCUGAUGUUGAUUCUGAGGCCACGUUGAGUUGCUCUGGGUCUAUCAAUGGUGAUGAAACAUCUGAAGAUGAGGAGUCACCGGAUCUCCUUGAAAGCUCAAAUGGCCAUGAAAAACCCUUUGUAGAGUCAUGCACUGCACAGUGGGAUGUUUUCCGCCGGCAAGAUGUUCCGAAACUUGUAGAAUAUCUCAGAAGGCACUGUAAUGAAUUUACUCGUAAAUAUGACGUUCAUAAACAUGUUGCUCAUCCAAUUCUUGAUCAGAGUUUCUUUCUAGACUCGAUUCACAAAAUAAGACUCAAGGAGGAAUUUAAAAUUGAACCUUGGACUUUUGAGCAACACAUUGGAGAAGCUGUCAUCAUCCCUGCUGGAUGCCCGUACCAGAUUAGUAGUCCUAAGUCUUGUGUACAUGUGGUGCUCGAUUUUAUGUCUCCCGAAAAUGUUACCGAGUGCAUCCAGUUGACAGAUGAAGUUCGCCUGCUUCCGGAAGAUCAUAAAGCAAAAGUGGACAAGCUGGAGCAGGUGAAGAGAAUGGCACUCUAUAGUAUUAGUUCAGCAAUCAAAGAAAUACGUGAGCUUACUUGUGCAAUGUAGUGGUUAGAUGAUCACAGCUGUAGUUUCUGAGAACGUCAAGAAACUGCCUCUGCUCUCCAAAUGGGUGAUCUUUUGCGGAGACUGGAGAGUAGACUGUACAAAUGUACAAUGUUGAAUGGCAGGUAAUGGUUAGAUGAUCACAGCUGUAGUUUCUAAGAAGGUCAAGAAACUGUCUCUGCUCUCCAAACGGCUGGUCUUUUGUGGAGACUGGAGAGACUGUACAAAUGUACAAUGAAUUGAUUGAUUCAGUAUCUGGAAGUCUGGAACCUACCUCAGCUCUCUGUACAACGAGUCUAUAUGUACAUUGUUGAUUCAUUUAAAUUCUAUUGUACAGCCAAGUGUAUAUUAGCAUAUUGGUUGCAGUCCUCCGAUAAGUGCAGUGUUUUACCAGUCUCUUGUGCUAGGUGAUAGUUCCUUCCCAGACAUUAGAAAGAAUGAGAAUAACUACGUUUCUUUUAAGUUU
Messenger RNA from Rosa rugosa (rugosa rose), 3818 nucleotides. Its product is annotated as lysine-specific demethylase JMJ28. Gene Ontology annotation, biological process: regulation of transcription by RNA polymerase II. Gene Ontology annotation, molecular function: transcription coregulator activity; chromatin DNA binding; histone H3K9 demethylase activity. The coding region runs from base 215 to 3355 and encodes 1046 amino acids. Gene Ontology annotation, cellular component: histone deacetylase complex; chromatin. The transcript has 13 exons. Lineage: Eukaryota; Viridiplantae; Streptophyta; Magnoliopsida; Rosales; Rosaceae. The record is from RefSeq and is a predicted model, not a curated record.